CUUUGGUCUUUAAAGUAUAAGACAGGAUACAAGGAGCGAGAAAGAACUACAGAUUAAAAAACUGUCAGAUAAUCUGAAACAUGAGUUCGCGAUCUCGUGCCUCCAGGGUGCGACAGCAUGUUCACUGUGACUCCUGCUACAGCCGGCGCUGCAGGGCUCGGGUGGAGGUCUCUGUGUGCUGUGCAGUCAUCCCUUGCCGCCUUCACUGUGGGGCUCUCUUCCACCUGUGCAAAGAGGAGGAUCACCUGCUGCUCUGCCCUAAUGUGAGGGUGCCCUGCCUAAACGCUGGCUAUGGUUGCUCUCUUCAGCUGCCCCGGUCCUCACAGGCAGCUCACCUCCAGGUGUGUCCGGCCAGCGUGGUGUGCUGCUCCAUGGAGUGGAACCGCUGGCCUGCAAAUGAUGCCCACUCCUAUCCAAACACAGAGCUGCAUGAAAAUCUGCUCCAAGAAAGAUGCAAAGGUGGAUGUCUGGACCUGGCCAUGGCCUUGAAGGACCAGGACCUCCUGUUUCACUCCCUGAAGAUGAAGAGACUGUUCCCAGAGCUGAUAAAGAGUGUGGAAGAGGAGGAGAAAGAGGAAGAGAAGAGGGAAGAGGAAAGACAGAGGAAAGAGAAGCAAAAGCAGAAGAGGGCAGCGUUGGAAAAAGAGGCAGCAGAAAAGGGAGCCACCUGGGAGUCUUCAAACAUCUUUGCAAUCUACAGUGGAAAAGAGGAUGAGGAUGAGGAGGAUGAGCUCUCAGAAGAUGAGUAUGAACAGGAGCCAAUGCUCUCCCAGGAAGAGAGAGAAGCUAUCGCAAGGAACUCAGAAGUUCAUGCUAACCUGUUAGAAAACUACAAUGCCUGGGAACGCAUGUUUACUAUGGAGAUGGGCAGAUGCAGGGAGAGUGAAGGGGCAGGACAAGGUCAAGGCCUUGCUAAAGGACCAGGAAGCAGCUUGGACACUGUGACAGAGGAGGAUACCGCCUGUGAAGGCCCAUCCAAUGCCUGCAAACAGGGGAGUAAUGCAUGCAUUACUUCCACCACAUCCAGCUCCUCCUGUCUUGGUGGAAAAGUGAAGAAGAAAAAAUUUGUGUAUGGACACAUUGAGCCCAUGAAGAUUAUUACUGUACGUACUUUUAAAGUGCCAACCAGCUUCUCUGCCAGGGCGGGCCGUAUCCGUAACCCUGGUUUCUACCGGAGGGAGAGUCAUGCUGUGGACACCAGGGACCUGGGGGUGACGCCAGAGGAGAUGCCAGUGUGGGAGGAAGUCCAGGCCUCUUUGUUGUGCUCCCUUGAGAAGGAGCAAAGGGGUCACCUAAUUGCAGAGAGCAAAUGCACAGAUGGUCUGUUACAAGAUGAGGGCACACAGACUUAUAAUUUCUUGUCUGCUCCCUUCCGGAGAAAUAUGACACUGGCAGACCUGACUGCUGAGAAACCGCUUGAGCUGCACCUUCAGCUGCAGGUGGAGAGUGUCACCAGCCGCCACAACAAGGCCAGCUCUGCCUUUACCUUCCUCUGUGGACACACCUUUCAGCGGAGAGAAUAUGGACAACAUUAUAAGAACAUCCACAGCGACAUCCAGAUGAGUGUGAAUGGAUGGUUUGAGCAGCGAUGCCCCCUUGCCUACCUGGGAUGCACCUACAGCCAGAAGAGGUUUCAUCCAUCCACACAUAAAGCUGACGUUUCCUACAAUGAGGAUCUGGGCUGUUUCAGCCUGCUUCCCACCAUCCCUGCUUCUCUGGGUAACACCUCCCAGCUGUCUGAGAGCUCAGCCGACUCCUUCACUGCUCAGAGAAGGAGAGGAGGGAGUGAGGAAGGGGAGGACUCUUUGAGCUUGCUACCCUAUGAGGUGCUGUGCCACAUGGCCAGUUUUCUGGACAGUCUGUCCCUGUCCCAGCUGGCUCUGGUGUCGAAGCUGAUGAGGCAGGUGUGCUGGUCUCUGCUGCAGGAGAGAGGGAUGGUCACCCUCCGCUGGGAGAGGAUUACUAAUUCACAUGAAGGUGCCAAGUGGAGGGUGAAACAGAGGGUUUGGCAGUUCAGUACUUUGUUCUCCUCCGUGGACACUUGGUGCUUCAGGGACAUGCCCCCCAUAUCUGAGCAUCUUAAGGUGUGUCCCUACAAUGAAAGAGAGUCCAGGACAGAGAAGAUUCACCUGCCACGUGCCUUACAGGAAGUCCAAGCCAACACGAGCUGCAAAGGUCCCACUCUGGUUAGCUUGUUCCAGCAGAAAAGGAUCAUGAUGUAGUG
Messenger RNA from Cheilinus undulatus (humphead wrasse), 2224 nucleotides. RefSeq names its product F-box only protein 40-like. The transcript has 7 exons. Gene Ontology annotation, cellular component: cytoplasm. Gene Ontology annotation, molecular function: ubiquitin protein ligase activity; zinc ion binding; protein binding. Bases 81 to 2222 code for a protein of 713 amino acids. NCBI's taxonomy places the organism in Eukaryota, Metazoa, Chordata, Actinopteri, Labriformes, Labridae. The record is from RefSeq and is a predicted model, not a curated record.